UUGAAAUUUUAGCCAUAAAAUGAAAAAGCUCUUCAUUAAUUUAACCAGUUGUACAGAGGAAUCCAUGGUGAAACUCCAGCGCAGCAAUUGAAAGAUUAUCUCUUAUGUCAGGUCCUGUCACAUCAUAACCACACAUCAUUCAAUCUCAACCAUUUCUUCUCCAUCUUCACUGUAAAUAAAACCUAUCCACAGCAAUUUCUACUCAGAGGAGAAAGAGAAAACAGAGCAGAGGGAUACAAAUAAGAAAUUUGCAACAAUGGGGGUAGGGACGGCCGAAAACAGCGAAGCUCUGAAGUUUGAAUCGAGCUUUAUUCAGAGCGAAGAACAUCGUCCCAAGCGUUCCUCCGCCCCUCCUGACGGUGAUGUGAAAAUCCCCGUGAUAGAUUUGGAAAAUAGCUCAACAGAAGAGGUGGAAAAGGCUUGCAGAGAUUGGGGGUUCUUCCACCUGAUCAACCAUGGCUUUCCAGAGCAUCUUCUCCGCCGCCUAGAGUCCGCCGCAGACAAUUUCUUUUCUUUGCCUUUGGAGGAAAAGAGAAAAGUAGCCAGGGAUGCUGAUAACUCCCUGGGCUACUUUAAUACGGAGCUAACGAAAAAUGUGAGGGAUUGGAAAGAGGUUUUUGAUUUUAUGGCGCGAGAAGAAACCCUAUUGCCCGUGUCUGUUGAGCCGCACGAUUUCGCUACAUACGCCGUCGUAAACCAGUGGCCGAACGGCCUUCCGGAUUUCAGAGAAGCUUGCCUGGCCUACACAGAGGCUGCAAGGGAGUUGUCAUUUAGAGUGCUAGAAUUAAUAGCACGGAGCCUUGGCCUACCAAGCAACCGACUUAAUGAAUAUUUCAAAGAUGAUAUAAGCCUUGGGCGACUGAAUUGGUACCCGGCCUGCCCGGCCCCUGAGCUGGCACUGGGUGUGGGUAGGCACAAGGAUCCUGGUGGCCUCACCCUUCUUUACCAAGAUCAGGUGGGUGGACUGGAGGUGAAGCGCAAGGACAAUGGUCAAUGGAUACCUGCUCGGCCCCUGCCUGACUCCUUUGUUGUUAAUGUUGGAGACUGCAUACAGGUGUGGAGCAAUGACAGGUAUGAAAGUGUAGAGCACAGAGCGGUGGUGAAUGAUAGCCGUAAACGCCUCUCCAUUCCUUUUUUCUUUAAUCCUUCACAUUAUGUCAUGGUGAAGCCUCUGGAGGAGAUGGCGAGUGAAGAGAAUCCUCCCAAGUACAGGGAAUACAAUUGGGGAAAGUUUUAUAAGAGAAAGAAGGAUAGCAAUUUUAAAAACUUGGGAGUUGAGAAUAUACAAAUCUACAACUUCAGAAUCUGACAUGUAUGAUAUUAAUAAGGUGGGAUUACCUACUGCCAAAUAACAAGCAUGUCAUAAACAUAAGUUGCUUCUAAAGAACAAAUUCUCUUACAUGCAUAAAUGGCAAGUAUGGUAAAAUAGGAUCUACAAUGUCUUCUAUGAAAUAUUAUUUGUAUAUACAAUGAGAUAAAUGGAUUGUAUUUUAUUA
Messenger RNA from Cryptomeria japonica (Japanese cedar), 1496 nucleotides. Its product is annotated as jasmonate-induced oxygenase 4. The record is from RefSeq and is a predicted model, not a curated record. Gene Ontology annotation, molecular function: dioxygenase activity. Lineage: Eukaryota; Viridiplantae; Streptophyta; Pinopsida; Cupressales; Cupressaceae. The transcript is spliced from 3 exons. Bases 257 to 1309 code for a protein of 350 amino acids.